AGGUGGAGCGCGCGGCGCCGGGCGCUCGGCCAUGUCAGUGGAGAGUGCGAGGCAGGGGCCGUGGCCCGGGCCGGAGCAGGGGCCGGGGCCGGGGCCGGGGUCCGAGCCGGGGUCCGAGCCGGGGUCGCUCUGCCCCGAACACGGCCAGGCUCUGAGGUGGUUCUGCUGCUCUGAACGACGGCCCGUGUGCGCCGCCUGCGCGGGACUGGGCGGCCGCUGCCGGGGGCACCGCAUCCGCCGGGCCGAGGAGCGCGCGGAAGAGCUGCGGAACAAGAUUGUGGACCAGUGUGAGAGGCUGCAGUUACAGAGUGCUACCAUCACCAAGUAUGUGGCUGACAUCCUGCCAGGGAAGAACCAGAGAGCAGUGAGCACAGCCAGUGCAGCACGGGAACUGGUCAUCCAGCGGCUGGGUCUGGUGAGGAGUCUGUGUGAGAGCGAGGAGCAGAGGCUGCUGGAACAGGUGCACGGUGAAGAGGAGCGGGCCCAUCAGAGUAUACUGACACAGCGAGUACACUGGGCCGAGGCACUGCAGAAGCUCGACACCAUCCGCACCAGCCUGGUGGACAUGCUCACCCAUCUGGAUGACCUCCAGCUGAUUCAGAAGGAGCAGGAGAUUUUUGAAAGGACGGAGGAAGCAGAGGGCAUUUUGGAUCCCAAGGAGUCGGAAAAGUUAAACUUUAAUGAGAAGUGCACUCGCAGCCCACUACUGACCCAGCUCUGGGCGACAGCCGUUCUCGGGUCCCUCUCAGGCACAGAGGACGUGCGUAUCAACGAGAGGACUGUCAGCCCCUUCCUGCAAUUGUCAGAUGAUCAAAGGACCCUGACCUUCAACGCCAAGAAGUCCAAGACCUGUGCAGAUGGCCCGGAGCGCUUUGACCACUGGCCCAAUGCCCUGGCCACCACUUCCUUCCAGGCUGGGCUGCAUGCCUGGACGGUGAACGUCGAGAACAGUUGUGCCUAUAAGGUGGGUGUGGCCUUAGGCCAGCUGCCCCGCAAGGGUUCUGGCAGUGACUCUCGUCUGGGCUACAAUGCCUUCUCCUGGGUCUUCUCCCGCUACGACCAGGAGUUCCGUUUCUCACACGAUGGGCAGCAUGAGCCCCUGGCACUGCUGCGCUGCCCAGCUCAGCUGGGGGUGCUGCUGGACUUGCAGGCACAGGAGCUGCUAUUCUACGAGGCAGGCUCGGGCACGGUGCUCCACACCCACCAUGCGUCCUUCCCUGGGCCCCUCUUCCCAGUCUUUGCUGUGGCUGACCAGACCAUUUCCAUCGUCCGCUGACCUUUAGCCAUGGGGAGACCAGGUCUACCUCCCCACCACUCUUUCAGGCCAUAUUUCUACCCAGUGUCUUUUUCCCAGAUGUUGCCUGUGCCCAAUGGGCAGCUUUUAGGAGGGGUUCUGGGUACAACCAUUAAAAGCCAGGUAUCUGUGGGGAACCUGCUACUCCCUGGGCCUUGGUUUCCCAAAUGCACUGUGCAUCUGCCCCUCUGAGGGUGUCUUGUUCACCACUUUCUCUCUGGCAUCCAGCAUGGUACCUGGUGCAUAGUAAGUGUGCGAUAAAUAUUUGGCCAGCAAGUGGACGUAUGGACGGACGGAUGGAUGGGUGGAUGGACAGGUGACUGGAUGCACGUGGUAGACUCUUCUGAAGCAGCACUGCCCCCAGUAGAUGCCGUUCUCUGGCAGAAAGGCCUGUGGCUGAAGCUCUGUCAUCCCCUCAGUUCAGUGUUUCUCAGUCCUUUUCAUGACACGGCAUACAGAGGAAAUAUUUUUCUAGCACAAGGACAACCUGGAAGGGAUUUAGAACUCCUGCCAGGCUGCUGUUGGCCAGAGGACUCCGGCCUGUAGGGCUGUGGCCUCACCCAGGUUUUGCAUAGCCACUGGGAAGACUGAGGGGACCCUGUCUCCAGGUAGCCUGGCUGCGGUACACCCAUUGGCAGUGCUGUCUUGGACUAGGCAGGGCUCCAGCCAGCACCCACCCGUGGCAACAGGGAUGAGCUUUUUCCCCAACUGCAGCUGAUGUGUGCUCCCAACUAAUGCCUUCUCUAACAUAAUGUGGGGACCAGGGUGAGGCCUUCAAGCCAGAAAGGGCUGAGGGAGUAAGAGGGCCAGCCUUAGGGAACAUGUACAUUAUUA
Orcinus orca (killer whale) is the source of this 2128-nucleotide messenger RNA. RefSeq names its product B-box and SPRY domain containing (gene BSPRY). The record is from RefSeq and is a predicted model, not a curated record. Gene Ontology annotation, molecular function: protein binding. NCBI's taxonomy places the organism in Eukaryota, Metazoa, Chordata, Mammalia, Artiodactyla, Delphinidae. The transcript has 6 exons. The coding region runs from base 32 to 1276 and encodes 414 amino acids.